AUGGACCCCAAAGAACUCGAAACGUAUCAAGUACAGUUAUCACAAGUCGAGUUGGCCCUCGUUUCUGAGCCUGACAGCCAAGAUCUGAUUUCCCUCCGCACUGAACUCCAAGAACUCAUCUCUCUCACUGAGCAAUCCAUUGCUCUAGCAGAGAAAAAUAAGGCGAAUACAUCCGUUAAAGCGUCUUCUAGCAAAGUAGCCUCCACUGUUUCACCUACCUUCCAGUCCGGAGAUGAUGUCCUUGCGAAAUAUUCAGGCGAUAACCAAUGGUACCCUGCUCGCAUAACGUCCGUUGGCGGCUCGGAGGAAAAACGUGUUUACAGCGUCGCUUUUAAAGGCUAUAAUUCGACAGAGCUGGUCCAAGCAUCCUCUAUCAAGCCUCUACCGCCGAAUUAUGCCCAAACCUCUGCGUUAGGAAAGCGAAAAGCCGAGGAUGAAGCGGAGAGGGAGAGGAGAAAGAAGCGAAAUGAGAAGAAAGCAGAGGCUCGUGCCGUCAAGGCGAAAGAGCAGAGCGAUAAAGCUGCAUCGUGGAUGAAAUUCGCCAAGAAGGCUGAGAAAAAGGGGGCACACAUCGCUGGGUUGUCCGGAACUAGCAUAUUCAAGACUCCAGAUAAUCCGCAUGGCCGUGUGGGGGUCACCGGGAGUGGCAAAGGGAUGACAGAAUAUCAGAAGAUCGGGAAGCAUAAGUAUGCCGACGACUCAAACCCUUAA
Cantharellus anzutake is the source of this 711-nucleotide messenger RNA. RefSeq lists its product as uncharacterized. Gene Ontology annotation, biological process: negative regulation of DNA-templated transcription. Bases 1 to 711 code for a protein of 236 amino acids. NCBI's taxonomy places the organism in Eukaryota, Fungi, Basidiomycota, Agaricomycetes, Cantharellales, Hydnaceae. The transcript has 2 exons. Gene Ontology annotation, molecular function: DNA-binding transcription factor activity. The record is from RefSeq and is a predicted model, not a curated record.